This is a messenger RNA of Filobasidium floriforme, 3247 nucleotides long. RefSeq names its product ribonuclease H-like domain-containing protein. Gene Ontology annotation, molecular function: nucleotide binding; 3'-5'-RNA exonuclease activity; nucleic acid binding. Lineage: Eukaryota; Fungi; Basidiomycota; Tremellomycetes; Filobasidiales; Filobasidiaceae. Gene Ontology annotation, cellular component: nucleolus; nuclear exosome (RNase complex). The record is from RefSeq and is a predicted model, not a curated record. The coding region runs from base 475 to 3156 and encodes 893 amino acids. Gene Ontology annotation, biological process: nuclear polyadenylation-dependent snoRNA catabolic process; nuclear polyadenylation-dependent snRNA catabolic process; nuclear polyadenylation-dependent antisense transcript catabolic process. The transcript is spliced from 9 exons.
UAUACAGAUCGUCUCAUCACCUGCACCUGCAUAGGAUCUAGCAGAAUCUCAUCACUCUGUCAAUCACAAGGAGCUAGAUCUAACGGGCCCAGGCUAUCGCCACAUCUCGCCGUCCUGUUCUCGAGAGCCUUUACAGCCUCGCGAGGCUAUAGCAGCAAGGCCGUUCCCGAUCCCAGCAAGUUCAAAUCGAAGUUGCCAUUGCGAUUGCCGAUACCUCCGAGGACGACGCAAUUGCAACGCUACGAGAACCUCUUCAAGCGGAAUCAAGAGAAAAGACUCGAGAGAGAAAAGUCAUUGACCGAGGGAGACAAGGUCGCUUCGAAUUUGGUAAAAUUGCGAGAUCUGGGUGGAAUCACGAUCACAGGGCUUGUACCUCAAGGCGAAAAAGCAACGACGACAGAGGACGAAGAGACAUUGCGUUUGCGGAAAUUGAGGUUGAAAGCCUUGGCUAAAAGUCAAUCUGGAUCUGAGAUCAUGUCGAGUUCAUCAUCGACCUCGAGCCCGACCGCGAGCGCCGGUGAGGCGCUGGACAAUACCGCUCGACCCUCCACCCUCUACGAUCACCUCCGAUCAUCCCUCACACCCCUAGCUGGCCAAGCUGGCGAACUAGGCGACGCCGAAGACCUUAAACUCCAUCGGACGCUGGACCGAUCGUUCGCUAAACGACUAGACAAGUCCAGCGAGCGGGUCCUGAACCUCGCUAGGAAUUUGAUUCAGGCUGUGGACAGUUCGAGGAAUGCCGCGAGUGGCAAGAGUUCGACGGGGAGGGUGAAGCAAAAGUUGCAGGAGGAGGACGAUGUCGUACACGAAUUUACGCCUAAUGUGCAGGAUACCGUGGAUGGGUUGUUGGAAGCUACGGAUAUCAACCUGGAUAUCGCUACGGGUCGACGGAAAGUUCCUGCUGUGACCGUUCGACCAGGUGCACCGAUUACGAGAGAGAAACCCCGAAAAAUCGAUAUCGAAGGCACAAACCAACUUCCCACCCUCGCACCCGAGAUUCUUCAAGCCGACAUUCCUAAACCACAAGAUUCGUUUACACUAAAGCCUGAUAACCGAUACGAUGCACCGGCUUGGCAGCCGACUUUGGAGCAUAAACAUCAUGCGAUGGUCCCCCUUGAUUACGUGCCUACGCCGGCGAGUUCGAGGGCUGGGACGCCGUUCUUUGGGGAGACGGGCAGUAAUGACGGAAACGGGACGGGAACCGGAACGACGUCAAGGGACCCUGUCGUCAAGCCGGAUUUCACCAAACAUCCUUAUUACCACGAGACGAAGCACCUUCCUUACCCCUCCUCGUUGUUCAUCAACAAACCCGCCGUACCUGUCCAGCCGUUCGCAUCCACGCCGUUUACUUAUGUUGAUACCGAAUCCGCUUAUCGGAGCAUGGUGGACAAACUACAAGCGAGCGACGAGAUCGCCGUCGACCUGGAAUACCACGCCACACGGUCUUUCACCGGUUUCUUGUGCCUGAUGCAGAUCAGCACGAGGGAAGAGGAUUUCGUCGUCGAUCUCCUCAAACUCAGGGACCUUGUCAGGAAAGACAAGCUUGGCGGAGUCUUGGUCGAUCCGGCCAUCAUCAAGGUCUUCCAUGGGGCGGAGAGCGAUAUCCUUUGGUUGCAGCAAGAUUUCGAUAUCUAUGUGGUCGGGAUGUUUGAUACCUACCAUGCGACGAAGGUGCUCUGUUUCCCACAACAUUCCCUGGCAUUCCUUCUCCAGCAUUAUUGUGAUUUCGUCGCGGACAAGCGAUAUCAGAUGGCGGAUUGGAGGAUCCGACCUUUACCGCAGGAGAUGCUGCAUUACGCCCGGUCAGACACGCAUUUCUUGCUCAACAUUUACGAUCAAUUACGAAACACCCUCCUCGAGCGCUCAGAGGGCACCCAGGAUCAGGUCCGAGACGUCCUCCGACGCUCGGCGGAGACGGCCAUGAAGCUGUAUCAGAGGACCGUCUACGACGAAGAGCUAGGAGAAGGUUCUGGCGGAUGGAAAGGUCUGUUGAGAAGUCGGCUGAGCCAUCGAGGGGCUUUGGCGAAGACCGCCGAGUAUGGGAAGCCGGGGGAUCCGAUGACGUGGGGGACGUCCGAGAGGGGGUUCAUGGAGGAACGGGUGUUUAGAAAGUUGCACGCCUGGAGGGAUGCCAAGGCUCGAGACGAGGACGAAAGUGUACACUACGUCAUGCCGAGCAUCCUCUUGUGGAACUUGGUCAAAAAGCUGCCGACGACCGAGACAGAGUUCGUGAACACCGUCUACGUAAAGAAUCAAAUCACAAGAGCGAGCAAGGACGAACUCCUUAGGUUGAUCGAAGAGGGACGGAAAGAAGGUUCAAAGAACUAUCGCGACUCGCUUCAAGCGCUUUUGGACGCGCGCGAAGUCGACGGGGAUGUAGAGAUGGCGGAUGCGGACCAGGGGAGCGAAUCUGAUGCUACCGUUGUCGGGGUCUCUAAACCUAAGAUCGAGCUCUCCAGGCCGUCAUCGACGUUAUGGGACUCUGCUACUGCUUCGAGCACCCCAGCCGACUGGGCAGCACAGGCAGCGAGUCGUGUGCAAGCCGUUCAGAGCGCUCUCUUCGGUCAGGCGUUGGCCAAAGCUGGUCCUAGCUCAAAGCCUGACUCGGUCAUGCGUAAUAUCCUCUCUCAGUUCAGUUCGACACCCAAACUCGAGAUCGAUGAUCCGAUGGAGGGUCAACAGACACAGGACGCCGAGAUGACAUCCGCCGACGCUGUUCCAACAGAGCCUGAGCAAGUCCCCUACGUUCCCGCCGCAUCACGUACUACCAAGACCAAGGCUGCUAAGAAGGACAAGGACGAGGUGGUCACGGUGAAAAAGGCCAAGAAGCGCAAGGCCGAAGUGAUCCCGCCUGCUCCGGAAGCGACGAGCGAAGCCGUAGCCGAGGUGGAACCCUCGCCCGCAAAACGCAUCAAGGUCAAUGGAGAAAAGGCCAAGGGCAAGAAAAAGGCGGUCAAGGUGGAGGAAAUACCCGAUUUCGACUAUAGCCAAGAGCCGAACCAGUUAGAUACCUUUGCACCAGAGAGCACGACUGGCAAGAUCAAGAAACAGAAAAAGCCCAAGAAGCCGAUCGUCGACACGUCUGCUUUCCGCAAACCUCCUCAGAAUCCCUCCGACCUCAGUGCAGGAAAUCGGUCACGAACCUUCAAGAAGUGAGAGGCUGCCGAACCUCUGCCGCAAAAUCGCAUCGUUACCAGCAUUUGUGUAGAUAUAGUCAUGCCGUUGUACGCUACAUGUGUAACCAUUU